CUGACCUCCCUGGGCCGGCACUCUCGACCGUUUCCGGAUGGGACUGGGCUGCUCCCCUGGGAGCGUGGCCGGCGAUGGAGGGGGCGAAGCCGACCAGGCUUGAGGCUCGGAAAUCGAGGUCGAGGGUCCCCGGAGUCGAGUGGGGCUGAGUGCACUGGGGCGGCCGCGCCGGAGCCGGUUCCGCGGAAGCUCAGGCGGGCGGGGCGAAGGGCUCCGGGACCCCGGUCUCAGACCCUUCCCCGCUCUCUGGCCAUUUUUCUCCCUCUGGGCCUGGCGAGACGCCGCCUGACUCCGGCGGGGUCGCUGACUGAGCGGGGUCGUCCCUUCCUUGGCCCUGGCGCUCCCCGGCGACCUCUGAGUGAGUGAAGCCGGGGCAGUGCCCAGGAGGUGGUUGGAAGCAGCGUCUUGACCCCACGCCUCCGCCGGGAGCCUCCUGAGUCCUCGGGAGCCUCUGCUGCUAAUGACUGCCCAGGGAUUCUUUGGCCAUCGUCGAGAAUUUUAUGGCCAUCUCGCGUUGGCACACUUAAGUGGCUGUGUGGGGACCUUGGACAAAUCGCUCAACUUGCCUGGCUUCUCAUUUGCAAAAUAGGAGGUAUUCAUUAGAUCUCCAAGCCUCUCUUCAGCUUUAAAGUCUAAGAUUCUGUGAUUGUGCUGUUUGUUGAGGUUUUACGCCAUAAAGGUGUUACGCGUGAUAACCUGAUGGAAGUAGGCAGACUCCUCAUAGAACAUUGCAGGUUAAUGACAAAACUUGAAAUGAUUUCGUUUCGUUCUUUACUCACUGUUUUCGUUAUCAUUCAUGUUUUUAAAUUGAAUGGAACUGGAAAUUCGGGUUUAGCUGACCAACCACAGUGAGAAAAUGUUAGUGAAGCCACUUAAAAGUCCAAACUUGGAGAGUCUCAAUGUUUGGUAAUAUUGAAUCUUAAUUAGUCAAUUCAGGUCAACGAACACUUGCGGAGUAUUUCUGAGAACAUAUUUAAAAUAUAGAUGAAUUUGUUGGAGAGAAUCGAUAGUUAAGACUUUGCAUAUGCAGUUAAUUGGCAUUUUCUGAGUUUGCAGGUGAAAUCGGAAACUCAGACUUUUAGGAUGACUUCUCGUUGUAUGGUCGAGUUUCUGGAGGCGAGGAAAUCUCAUUUGUAAAGCUGAGGAAGACUUUCACUAGCUUUCCAAGACUCUCUUUAGCUGUAAAAGUCUUAAGAAUCUGUAGUAGUCCUGAAUAUUGAGUGGGCAUUUUUGCUGAUAAGGAUCUAGGGGACCCCUGAGAUAAACAUUUCCUACUUUAGAUGUGGAAAAUGGCCCCAGAUCCAGCCCAUCUCUAGUUUAGUCUUUAUCUUCAGGCUCCAGACUGAAAGGAGGAACACUCAUGGAGGAGAGGCCUGCAUAACUGAAGGAAAGGUUAAGAAAAUGAAGGGAGCAGUUCGAUUCUUUCCAUCCUUGAAUAAGGAUGGAGAAACUGUGGAUGUCUGGAGCAUGUGCUGCAGGUACUAGACGACACGUAUCUUAACUGGGUUGCUCUGAGGACUAAUGCCUAAACCAUCUCAGCAUGGCCUAUAGAGGAGGAGACGGGCAUGGCCAGCCUCCCUCAGCUGUGCUCUCCCGUGUUAGCCCUGGAAGUCUUUCCACAUGUAGAACCCAUACCCAUAAUAUAUGCAUGGUGUCGGACUUUUUCUAUCCGAAUAUGGGAGGUGUGGAAAGCCACAUUUACCAGCUCUCUCAGUGCCUGAUUGAAAGAGGGCACAAGGUCAUAAUUGUCACCCAUGCUUAUGGAAACCGAAAAGGCAUCCGUUACCUCACUAAUGGCCUCAAAGUCUAUUACUUGCCUCUGAAAGUCAUGUACAACCAAUCUACAGCCACGACCCUCUUUCACAGUCUGCCAUUGCUCAGGUACAUAUUUGUUCGGGAGAGAGUCACGAUAAUCCAUUCACAUAGUUCUUUUUCUGCCAUGGCCCAUGAUGCCCUCUUCCACGCCAAGACAAUGGGGCUCCAGACAGUCUUCACGGACCAUUCCCUUUUUGGAUUUGCAGAUGUCAGCUCGGUGCUUACAAACAAGCUUCUAACUGUGUCUCUUUGUGAUACAAACCACAUAAUUUGUGUCUCUUAUACUAGUAAGGAAAACACUGUGCUAAGAGCAGCACUGAAUCCUGAAAUAGUGUCCGUCAUUCCUAAUGCUGUAGAUCCUACUGACUUCACUCCAGACCCAUUUAGAAGGCAUGAUAGUAUAAUAACUAUUGUUGUUGUCAGCAGACUUGUUUACAGAAAAGGGACCGAUUUGCUUAGUGGUAUAAUACCUGAACUCUGUCAGAAAUAUCCAGAUUUAAAUUUCAUAAUUGGAGGAGAGGGACCAAAGAGAAUCAUUUUGGAGGAAGUACGAGAAAGAUACCAGCUACAUGACAGAGUGCGUCUCUUGGGAGCCUUAGAACACAAGGAUGUUAGAAAUGUCUUAGUUCAAGGACAUAUUUUUCUUAAUACUUCCCUUACUGAAGCAUUCUGCAUGGCAAUUGUGGAAGCAGCCAGUUGUGGUUUACAGGUUGUAAGUACCAGGGUAGGUGGAAUUCCUGAAGUACUUCCAGAAAAUCUUAUUAUUUUAUGUGAGCCUUCUGUAAAAUCUUUGUGUGAAGGAUUGGAAAAAGCUAUUUCCCAACUGAAGUCAGGAGCAUUGCUGGCUCCAGAAGAUAUCCAUAACAUUGUAAAGACUUUUUACACCUGGAGGAAUGUUGCGGAGAGAACUGAAAAAGUAUAUGAGCGUGUGGCAGAAGAAGCUGUGUUACCGAUGGACAAACGACUGGACAGACUCAUCUCUCACUGCGGCCCAGUGACAGGCUGCAUUUUUGCUUUGUUGGCUGUGUUCAACUUUCUCUUCCUCGUUUUACUGAGAUGGAUGACUCCAGAUUCCAUCAUCGAUGUUGCAAUAGAUGCCACAGGGCCAAAGAGUGCCUGGACUCAUCAACACUCUUACAGUAGAAAAGGGAGCAACAACAAUGAGAUGUCUAAAACCAGGUAGAAGAGAGCCUGGAUUGUCAGAUUUUAAACAUUUGUAAUAGUUCUGUUAAGACUAUUGAAAUUAACUCUACUUUUUUUUCUUUUUUUUUUAAAGUUAAUUUAGUAAGUUAUGCUACCUCUAUAUCAUUCAAUGUUUUAUUUUGAGGAAAGAUAAAAACUUAUGCAAUUCCUGAGUGUAGAAACUCCUUGCACUUAUUUAAAAUUUAGGAGAACAUUUAAGCCACUCAGGUAUGAAAUUUUUCAGACUACUGAAAUCCCUCUAGCAGAGAUGUUUUAACAUUAUAUUUUGGGAGCUUUGGGUGCUGAAGGGCCAAAUGUUUUCUGGGCAUUUUUUGGCCGAUUUUAAAUGUUCUACCAUUAAUUAGACAUUCACCAGAUGUUUACAAAUUUUCUUUAGGAAAGUACAACAACUACGUGAACGAUUUUAAGUCAUGUUCAUACACAUUUAUUAGACAUUUAAGUCAUGUUCUUAAAACAUUUAUUGGGUAUACUCAGUAAAUGUUACAUAUAAUCAGCAGGUUCCUUGAAUAAAAUGGUCCAUCAGUUACUAGCAUGUUUUAAGCACCUACUGCGUGUAGAACAUUGAACUAGAUCCUUCCUACCAUUAAGGACCAGGGGCACAUUUGCUCUUUGUCUAUCACUCAAAUGGUUCACUUCAUUGUAGUCAUAGUUGACAUAAAAUGGUAAAAUAUCCAACAUGCCAAAAAUGCUCAUGCUUUUAAUGCCAGGAAAAAGUUGCCGGCAUAUUCCAAGUACUUCUUUGAUCCUCUUGUAUGCAUUCUCCUAGGUACAGCCUUCGUCUUCAGUUGUGUUUAUGAAAGUACUCUUUGCUUUUGAAAUACUAGGGACCGAUAUCACUGUUGACGAUAGUGCAGAGAAACCCUCCACAUCUUUCAGUACAUAAUUUAGUCCUCUGUAAAGGCCUUCGUGUUUUCCGAGCAGAAUGUACGAGGUGUGCCAUCUCAAAAUCAGCUGCUACCCUAUACCUUUGAUAGAAGUCACUUCCCUUCACUUGUGGCCUAGCUGUCUGAUAAGUAUUGUCAGUGUGCAAAAGUCUUUACCCCAGAAUGUUUUAUUUAUAGCAAACUGAGUCUGAAAAUUUUAGAGAGAUAGUCUCUUUGUGGAUGGAUGUUGUUACCUGUAAUUGUUGUUGCCCAGAGCCAUGGGUUUUUAAACCCCACUUAUCCACAUGGUGUGUCUUACUAAUUCUUUGAACUCCUUAGAAUAAGUUUUUGUGAUAAAGGACUGUGAAAUCAAAAGAAUGAGGCACUUGUGGGUGCACUAGAUAGAUUCCAGCAGUAUUGUGAUUCUGUACAGGAUUUUUUUUUUAAUGACAACAUUCACAAAACUUCUUUUUAAAAAGUAUCUUAAUAUGCCUGUUAACGGUUGCCACUGAUAUAUAAGAAAUAUAUUUGUGUUUUGUACUAAAACACAAAUGCAAGAGUGCAAUUUUUAAAAUCUAGAAGUUAGGGGUUCUUUUGUUAAAGAAAAAUGGACUGACCCAAACCAUUAAAUCUUAUUGGGAUUUUUAUGCAUAGAAACUAACUUAUUUAAAUAUGAAAUAAACAGUGCCAGUAUUCAUGAUAAGGUGAGAAACUAUAAGAUUUGGUUUUAUUUGUUCUCUUCAGCAAUUAUUCAGCAAUUUUUAAAGGAAUACUACUGUUUUUUCUUAUAUUUUUGUUUCUUAGCAUUAUUUCACAAUCAUCAUUUAAUUAUUAAAUUGUCAUUAUUUCAGAUGGAAAUAAGAUUUAAAGUUCUUGCAUGUAAAAUAUGUAAUUUACAAAUUUAAAUUAUUUUCCUUUUUUUUAAACAAAUGGAAGUAAAUUUGCUUGUUCUGGUAAAUCUUAAUUUUCAGGCUUCCAGGAUACCUUAAUUGUAACUGUCAGUGUUGCACUGGUCAAUAUGUGGAAACAUAUUGUUCUAUCCUGCUACUUACAUUUAUUUGAAAGUGAACUUGCAGUGAUGAGGAAUUUAUGAAAAAGAUACUGUAUUUCUUUUGCUGUUACAAAAAGUAGCACAUGUAAAACUGAUCUAUGAAAACAUGCUAUAUGUCCAAAAAUAAAGACCAAAAUGACAUUUUGA
This is a messenger RNA of Diceros bicornis minor, 5079 nucleotides long. It is a transcript of the gene PIGA, whose product is annotated as phosphatidylinositol glycan anchor biosynthesis class A. The transcript is spliced from 6 exons. Bases 1541 to 2998 code for a protein of 485 amino acids. Gene Ontology annotation, biological process: GPI anchor biosynthetic process. Gene Ontology annotation, cellular component: glycosylphosphatidylinositol-N-acetylglucosaminyltransferase (GPI-GnT) complex. The record is from RefSeq and is a predicted model, not a curated record. Gene Ontology annotation, molecular function: phosphatidylinositol N-acetylglucosaminyltransferase activity. Lineage: Eukaryota; Metazoa; Chordata; Mammalia; Perissodactyla; Rhinocerotidae.